Molecule: messenger RNA, 2016 nt
Organism: Castor canadensis (American beaver)
Lineage: Eukaryota; Metazoa; Chordata; Mammalia; Rodentia; Castoridae
Gene: Cog8
Product: component of oligomeric golgi complex 8
Biological process (GO): intra-Golgi vesicle-mediated transport
Cellular component (GO): COG complex
Source: RefSeq, a predicted model, not a curated record
GUUCUCGGUGUGGCCCACGCCCUCGCUGGUCUGGAGGAGAAGUGAUGCUGCUACUGGGAAGAUGGCGGCGGCAACUAUCCCAGCUUCCACUACGGCCUCGGCCAGGGCGACAGCCACGGCAGCAGCUCUCGGGGAGGUGGAGGAUGAAGGGCUCCUGGCGUCGCUGUUCCGGGACCGCUUCUCCGAGGCCCAGUGGCGGGAGCGGCCCGAUGUGGGCCGCUAUCUCCGGGAGCUGAGCGGCUCGGGGCUGGAGCGGCUGCGGCGCGAGCCCGAGCGCCUGGCCGAGGAGCGGGCGCAGCUGCUGCAGCAGACGCGCGACUUGGCCUUCGCUAACUACAAGACCUUCAUCCGCGGCGCCGAGUGCACCGAACGCAUCCACCGCCUCUUCGGCGACGUGGAGGCGUCCCUCGGCUGCCUGCUCGACCGCUUGCCCAGCUUCCAGCAGAGCUGCAGGAACUUUGUGAAGGAAGCUGAGGAAAUCAGCUCCAACCGCCGCAUGAAUACCCUGACUCUAAACCGGCACACUGAAAUCUUGGAAAUACUGGAGAUUCCUCAGCUCAUGGACACCUGUGUCCGCAACAGUUAUUAUGAAGAGGCCCUGGAGCUUGCAGCCUAUGUACGCCGACUGGAAAGGAAAUACUCCUCCAUCCCUGUCAUCCAGGGCAUUGUGAAUGAAGUGCGCCAGUCCAUGCAGCUGAUGCUGAACCAGCUGAUCCAGCAAUUGAGGACCAACAUCCAGCUCCCUGCCUGCCUCCGUGUCAUUGGCUACCUGCGGCAAAUGGAUGUCUUUACCGAAGCUGAGCUGAGGGUGAAGUUUCUUCAGGCCCGAGAUGCUUGGCUGCGCUCCAUCCUGACUGCCAUCCCUAAUGAUGAUCCUUAUUUCCAUAUCACAAAAACUAUCGAGGCCUGCCGAGUCCACCUCUUUGAUAUCAUCACCCAGUACCGAGCCAUCUUCUCAGAUGAGGACCCCCUGCUGCCACCUGCCAUGGGUGAGCACACCGUGAAUGAGGGUGCCAUCUUCCAUGGCUGGGUGCUACAGAAAGUCUCACAGUUCUUACAGGUGCUGGAGACAGACCUUUACCGUGGGAUAGGUGGCCGCCUGGACUCUCUGCUAGGCCAGUGCAUGUACUUUGGGCUGUCCUUCAGCCGUGUAGGGGCUGAUUUCCGGGGCCAGUUGGCUCCUGUUUUCCAGCGGGUGGCCAUCACCACUUUCCAGAAAGCAAUUCAGGAAGCAGUGGAGAAAUUCCAGGAUGAAAUAAACUCCUAUACCCUCAUCUCUACUCCAGCCAUCCUGGGCAGCAGUAACGUGCCUGCUGCCAUGCCAGCCACUCAGCCAGGGACUUUGCAGCCACCAAUGCUGCUCUUAGACUUCCCACCCCUUGCCUGCUUCCUCAACAAUAUUCUGGUUGCCUUCAAUGAUCUUCGGCUCUGCUGCCCUGUGGCCCUUGCACAGGAUGUGACUGGGACCUUGGAGGAUGCCCUUGCCAAGGUAACUAAAAUAAUCCUGGCCUUCCAUCGAGCUGAGGAGGCCGCCUUCAGCAGUGGGGAGCAAGAGCUCUUUGUCCAGUUCUGCACUGUCUUCCUCGAAGACCUUGUUCCUUAUUUAAAUCGCUGUCUUCAAGUUCUUUUUCCACCAGCUCAGUUAGCACAGACUUUAGGCAUUCCACCCACCCAGCUCUCCAAGUACGGAAACCUUGGGCACGUCAACAUCAGCGUCAUCCAGGAGCCUCUCGCCUUUAUCCUGCCUAAGAGAGAGAUGGCCUUCUCUCUAGAUGACCAGGAGCUAAUGCCCGAGCUCGCGGCUCCAGCCCCGGAGCUUCCAGCUGAGGAGCCGAGCCUGGAGCCCGCUGCAGCAGCCGCGCCGGAGGAGCGGGAGCCCGGGGAGCCGCAGCGGGCCGAGCCGCCUAGCGAGGGGUCCUAGUCAGACGGUCGUGCGGGACAGCUGCCGGGGGAGGGAGAGUCGCUCCCGGGGCUCUUGUGUGUGGGUGAGAUGAACAAUAAAGUUGACGCGUUGUG